Molecule: messenger RNA, 1197 nt
Organism: Stomoxys calcitrans (stable fly)
Lineage: Eukaryota; Metazoa; Arthropoda; Insecta; Diptera; Muscidae
Gene: Or22c
Product: odorant receptor 22c
Exons: 7
Coding region: 1-1197 (398 amino acids)
Biological process (GO): sensory perception of smell; detection of chemical stimulus involved in sensory perception of smell
Cellular component (GO): plasma membrane
Molecular function (GO): olfactory receptor activity; odorant binding
Source: RefSeq, a predicted model, not a curated record
AUGUUAGAUUUUCUCAAGACAACGACGCCAAUAACGAAAAGCUUCAUGCUGAUACCACGGAUAAGCGGUCGCAUGUGUGGCAUUUGGCCACAACGUCAUUAUACCUGCAUCAAAUCAUCGCUUUUCGUGUUCAGCACAUUUGUGGUGGGUAUCGGUGCGGUGGGUGAGAAUCUUUAUGGCGUUGUGUAUUUGGAUGACUUGGUGUCUGCCCUGGAAGCCUUUUGCCCCGGCGUGACUAAGGUCAUAUCGCUUUUGAAGAUAUUGGUUUUCUUCACCUACAAUCGUCAAUGGUAUGACAUUGUGCAACGGAUGCGCAAAAUGCUAAUGGCUGAAAACCAUUGUAAGGAGAAAAUGGAAAUCGUCGAACGAUUUGCCUCAAUUGGCAGUAUCUACAGCUUCAUACUCAUCACAUCUGGCAUGACAACGAACAUUUUCUUCAAUAUACGCCCUCUUGCGGCAAAUCUUAUGCGCUACCUGCAAAAUGAGCCGCUGCAGCAUGUGCUUCCUUUCAAUAUAAUUGUACCGGAAAUAUUUGUAAAGUAUCCCCUAUUUCCCUUUACAUAUGCCAUGCUAACAUCAUCCGGUGCCAUGACAGUGUUCACAUUCAGCUUCUGUGAUGGCUUCUUUGUGUGUGCCUCCAUGUACAUGUGUGGUGUGUUUAGUAUGCUGCAGCACGACAUACGCAGCAUAUUUGCAGAGCUAAGUGAAUGUGAAACAUCAACUGUGGCCCAAAAUCAACGUUUCCGCCAACAACUUUCUGCCAUUGUGGAGCGUCAUAAUGCGAUCAUCGAUUUAUGUACAGAUUUUACGGCAAACUUUACCCUUAUCGUUUUGUUGCAUUUCCUGUCGGCAGCAUUAGUUUUAUGCUCAAGUCUUUUGGAUUUAAUGUUGAAUUCCGCCUCGCUUGGUCUAUUGGUCUAUGCCUUCUACAGCGUUGCAGCACUGACGCAACUAUUUCUCUAUUGCAUUGGGGGCAGUUAUGUACGUGAGAGUAGCAUUUCAGUGGCAGAUACGUUGUAUGACAUCAAGUGGUACAAGUGUGAUGUUGAAACUAGAAAAAUGAUUUUAAUGAUGUUGCACCGUUCUCAAAAGGCGACAACGAUUGCAGUGCCAUUUUUUACGCCAUCACUGUCGGCCUUCAGUUCGAUUAUAAGCACAACGGGUUCCUACAUUGCAUUGCUGAAGACAUUUUUGUAA